Molecule: messenger RNA, 1409 nt
Organism: Neopsephotus bourkii (Bourke's parrot)
Lineage: Eukaryota; Metazoa; Chordata; Aves; Psittaciformes; Psittacidae
Gene: MED4
Product: mediator complex subunit 4
Exons: 7
Coding region: 47-841 (264 amino acids)
Biological process (GO): regulation of transcription by RNA polymerase II
Cellular component (GO): core mediator complex; mediator complex
Molecular function (GO): transcription coregulator activity
Source: RefSeq, a predicted model, not a curated record
GCCGCCGCUGAGGAAGUGGUUCUGGGUCGGGUUCGUGACGGGGGUCAUGAUGGCGGCGGCCUCGGCUGCAGCGGCCGGGGGUGGUGGAGGGGAGCGCAGCAGCACCCGGGAGCGGCUUCUGGCGGCGCUGGAGGAUCUCGAGCUGUUGGCCAGGGAGCUAAUUGAAAUUUUGGCAAUUUCAAGAAACCAGAAGCUUCCACAACCAGGAGAGGAGAGUCAGAUCCUGGAACUGCUGAUUCAGAGAGACGGAGAGUUUCAAGAGCUAAUGAAGUUGGCAGUUGAUCAGGGGAAAAUCCAUCAUGAAAUGCAGCUUUUAGAAAAGGUAGUAGAAAAGAGGGAUAAUGAUAUUCAGCAGCUGCAGAAACAACUAAAAGAAGCAGAGCACAUACUGGCAACAGCUGUUUAUCAAGCAAAGGAAAAGCUGAAAUCAAUUGAAAAAGCAAGAAAAGGUGCCAUUUCUUCUGAAGAAAUAAUUAAAUAUGCCCAUAGGAUCAGUGCUAGCAAUGCUGUAUGUGCCCCUCUCACAUGGGUACCAGGGGACCCACGUAGGCCAUAUCCUACAGAUCUGGAAAUGAGGAGUGGUCUCUUGGGUCAGAUGAACAACCCAUCCACCAAUGGAGUUAAUGGACAUUUACCAGGGGAUGCACUUGCUGCGGGCAGAUUGCCAGAUGUGCUGGCUCCUCAGUAUCCUUGGCAGUCAAGUGAUAUGUCAAUGAACAUGCUACCUCCUAAUCAUAGUAAUGACUUCAUGUUGGAGCCUCCAGGACACAAUAAAGAGAAUGAAGAUGAUGUAGAAGUUAUGUCAACAGACUCCUCAAGCAGCAGUAGUGACUCAGACUAGUUCAAAGCGGGACAGUAUCCCUAGUAGACCUUUCCUGUGGUAAAGGUAGGUUGGGUGCUGUUCAUCGUAAGAUACAGUAUCCUUUUAUUGGUGGUCCUGUGUAGGGAGAAGAUAACAGCUGUCUCAGAAACAGGGUGACUAAUUUAUAAACCAUGGACUUCAGUAUAUUUUUUUUGCAUUAGAUAUUCAAGUAAAAUGACUGGGAGCUUUCUGCUGGAGGAGAGAUGUCACAUUUCCAGCGAUUAUGUAAAUGUGUGAAUGUGUAUGUUUGCAAGAGACAUGGUGUAUAUAUAUAUUUACUAUACAUUAGAUGACAGAAGUUCCUGGAGAAAAAAGGUGUAAGGGGAAUCCCCAUGUAUGUUUGUUAGUAACUUUACUCUUUUGAUGAUAGCCUUUUCUAUGGCACAGAAAUCAGACAUGACAUUUAUAAUUUUAGUAUCUUUUUGUCACUGCCUAAAUCCAUGUUUUUGAGCUGAGAACAAAAACAUGGGAAUAAGGUGUAAGGAAAAAGUUUGUAAUUAUUGUAAUAUAUAAUGAUUUGUCAUAAAUAAACUGAGCUUUGAUGUAA